GUUUUGGGAUGUAAAUCUACAUAAUCAGUAAAACAAAAAUAUUACCCGCAGUGAAAAUGAUUUCAAUAGGAAAGGCUCAAGGAAGGAUUCAAUUUUGGGGAUUAUGAUUAAGUGACUUGCAGGCUCAGCGAACAGAGGCCAAGGAUUGUGGCCUAUUAAUAAUUUCAGACUCUUGUCUGUCAUGUGAACUGGGAAAUUGAAUUUGGGUGAUUAAAGGAGGAGAAAGCACUAUGGCCUCACAGUAAAACUACGUCAUAUUUCUCUUUUGGAUUCAGCAUCACUGCAUUACAUCUGUGGUAAUCAUUGAGUUCUUUGGUUACAUUUGAAAAAGAUCUUAUGAAUGCAACCAAACAUUAGACGAGCAGCGUGAUGUCCUGAGCUAGUGGAACUAAACACCAGGGAUCAAUCCUAGGAGGAGGUUCCUUUUAUAGCUAUAAAUAAGAUAUUUCUAGCAGAAUAUCACAUGCAGCAGUCUUAGAAGGAGCAAAGCUUCCAACAUGUUCUCUCUCCUAAAGCAGCACUGUCUCUGCUGGCUCGGACAUGUCCAGAGGAUGGACGAUGGAAGAAUUCCACAGGACAUCCUUUAUUCAGAGUUGGCACCUGGCAAAAGACCUACUGGCCCACCUCAGCUCACUAUUAAGUCCUUCAACAUCUACUCUACCACCUGGGAAGAUGCCGUCCAGCAACAGGCACUCCACAGUGGACUGAUCUCACAUGAAUCCUUCCAAGCUCAACACCACAAAACCAAGAGUGCACUGAGAAAGCAACGGCAGCCACACUGGGACACAACUCUACCCCCUUCAUCUCUCCAAGCCUUCUCUUUGCCAGAUGCCUGUGGCCACGUCAGCCGCUCACGGGUUGGACUCGUCAGGCAUUAAAUUCUAAUUUGAGUUUAUUUCUCAAAAAUCAUCUAUCAUCAGUUGGGCUGUAAUCACGACUGACAAUGACUGGACAUUUAUGCAAAUACGAUAAACGAUCCUAGAUGGUUGAUUGCCAGUUUGACGUUGAACUGAGACCUAUUAUUAUUAUGUUAUUAUUAUUAUGUUUUACAAUAACAACGAAUAAAGUGACAGGCACUUUAUGUUACAUGACUACUGUACAAGUUCGAGCUUCAUGCCGCUUUGGUUUUAGUUUUCUGGGCCACAACUUUACUGUGUUUGUUCUCACCUGGUCUCAGGCUGUUGUAACACGAGAACACGCUCUGCUAUAGACGAUGUUAGAGACGUGCUGGUGAACAGUGGAGAACUGGGUGUUGAAGAGAAUAUUGGACUAAAAGUUAAGGCCUCUUCAAAUACUCUGAAGAGGAUAUAGGAGUAACACGACCUUGACUAACUUCCUGACCAAUGUUAAGGAUUAGCAUACAGACUUAAUAAUAAAGAACAACAACAGCCCUCUAAUCAGUCAUCUGCCGUUGAUUCACUCUGGCACUUUAGCAGCCUGACAGGCUCAGCAUUCAUGAAGAGUAUUUCCCCACAUGGCUGCUCAUUCAGAUGCAGCAGCGGCGGCGGCAACACUCUAACACACUUUAGUGGCAUCUCCUUUCCCUUCCUGUGUUUUUAUGUGUGAGGAUGCCGGCGUUAUCAGACGCAGCGGUGCAGAGACAGAGCAGACAUGGGUGGGAGCAGGGCAGGGCUGGGUGCUCUUUGAACAGGGAGCACAGCAGGCCGACUUCUCCCAGGCAGAUAACUUUGUUCUGGGGUCAGGAGAGGUGACAUCAUGACGGAUGGCGAUGAAGAUGUGUGCGCAUGGGGCAGGAAACGUUAUCUCCAACACACACACACACACUACCGUUUACUGAUACACACACUCCAGUGGACUUGAACAACACUCACUCACCCACCGAACACGUACACACACACGCAUAUGUCUGACAUGCCGGCUCAUCCAGUGGCGUCUCGGAGGUGGCUUUCAUUUAAAAAGGUAGAAAGAGAGCGACACAGGGCAGGUCACACGGUGUGAGGCUGCUGUUGUCAUUUUCUGCUACACAGCGCGAGAACUGGUUGGAAGCACACUGAAGGGACUGAUCUCAACACGGAGCCCAGGCUUAUGCUGUAGGUUUUCUUUGGCACACAAUGUGUCACCUCGUGAACAUCCUGCUGGCCUUACUGAGUCGCUUCCUGUUUGCGGUCCAUGGCGUGGUCACAGUGUGGCGCGUGGUGGUCGUUAAAGGGGAGCCUCUCUAUUGGCUGCUGCUGACGGGCGUGGCUUUGCUGGGCGCGGAAAUGGCUGUCACUCUGAAGUGCACCCGAAACGCAGAGUGGAAAUGGUUCUCCCCCAUGGUGUUCCUCUACCUCAGCACUGUCAUUCCCUCCAUUUGGUUUCUGGAGCUGAGCCUGCUGCAGUCCAAGCUGCCCGUCAACAGCUCCUCAGGCCCCGAGCUUCAUUUGCUGGCUCAGAUCCCGAUCACAGCGGCCAUUGUGAAUCUGGAGCCAGAGAACUGGGUGAUUGGACUGGAGCAAACCAUGCUCAUAGUGUUGGUCCUCGGUCGCUGGCUGAUGCCCAAGGGGGACAUGUCCCGUGACCAGCUGUCCCAGCUCCUCAUGGUCUACGUUGGACUGGGGGCAGACAUCCUGGACAUCUUUGAUACCUUCAAGGAACCUGAAGUCAAAACCAACCGGACCAUUGUUAUUAUUGGCCUGGCCCUUUUCUCCUGGGCGCUCAUGCAGUUUCCUCUAGUGCUCACUCAGAAACAAUACCCAAAGCGUGAGUCUCCACAUGGGAGCAUGAAAGGUCUCUCCUGCUGCCUCGGUUCUCCACCCUCGUCUGCCUCCUGCUGCUCCAGUGAAGUGUGGAGCCUGCUGCUCACAGUGGGGCUCCAGGACGGCCCAUUCCUGCUUUACCGACUCUACCUCAUGGUCCAAGAGCAGGUGCUCAACCAGCUCAUGAUCUUCUUCACCUGCAAGAACAUCCUCAUUGUCCUGCUGGAGCUUUACCGAAUCUUUGUGGUUCAAUGUGAACAGAGCAUAGUAGGGAAAUUGGAUUUGAAGAAGUGUGAUGCCCUCGUGCCCUGCUGUCAAACUCAGACGGGUGGGGAGGAGAUUGAGGAGGAACAGGGGGACGCAGAGAGAGAGGAGAGGGAUGAGGGCUGUCACACAGACACAGAGGGGGGGACUAAGAGGGAAGAAGAUCAGAACGUUACCCAGGUAUAGUAAUGCUCAAAAUGCCGUAAGGCAUGGCUUUGGACCUCAGUGGGAUUAGGGUGGUGGUAGCAGAGGGAUUGUGGCUUUUACACAGCGAGAAAAAAGUCAAACCCAUCAGGCAUCUUUUGCAUCUAAGCCUCAUUCAGAGAGACAGCCUCGGCUCUCUGGAGGGGCAGUGAAUAGGAACAGACUUCAGGAGAAGAGAAUAAGUUCCCGCUGAAAUGAUCAGAGAUUCAUUUAUGCAAUUCCCUUUUGAUCGAACCUGCAGCGAGGAGGUUCACUUCUACAAGUUUCACUUGAAGUGUCAGUCAGUUUCAGUCAUUUUUGGCAGCUAAAACCAAAACACCACCUUUUUUAAAAAAUUUUUUUUACUUUAGUUUAAAUUCAAUUCAUCAACAUCGUGAUUUAAUGUGAUUCCACUUUGAGCGUUUGUGUAUUACUCAUUAAAUGGUGGUGGUGAGGAUGAUGAUGACAGCUUUCACAGUUACAGUUCUAUUAUAUGAAUAAAUAUGACAGUUUUAAAU
Molecule: messenger RNA, 3664 nt
Organism: Solea senegalensis (Senegalese sole)
Lineage: Eukaryota; Metazoa; Chordata; Actinopteri; Pleuronectiformes; Soleidae
Product: transmembrane protein 26
Exons: 4
Coding region: 2073-3149 (358 amino acids)
Source: RefSeq, a predicted model, not a curated record